Messenger RNA from Limanda limanda (common dab), 2765 nucleotides. Its product is annotated as nuclear pore complex protein Nup214-like. The transcript is spliced from 7 exons. Gene Ontology annotation, cellular component: nucleus. The coding region runs from base 192 to 1589 and encodes 465 amino acids. Lineage: Eukaryota; Metazoa; Chordata; Actinopteri; Pleuronectiformes; Pleuronectidae. The record is from RefSeq and is a predicted model, not a curated record.
GUCAGUCCGAAGUUUCGGGAGCCGACCCGCGGAAGGAGGGAGCGAGCAGCGCCAUUUUCCUGAGACCCUCUUCCGUCCAGAUCAGGACCCGGCGCUCCUUCAGACCGAGGGAACCGGACCCGGGACCAGAGUCGUACCAGCAGGAACCUCAGAAGACGACUUAGAGGAGCGGACGAGCGGGAGGUGGAGCCAUGUCGAACUCAUGGCGUGAGGACGAUGAGGAGUUUAAGGUGGGAGGAGCAAAAGGAGGGUUGAGAACCAAACCGAGGUUCUCCUUCAACGAGGUCCGAGUGCUGCUGGAGGCCGUGAAGAUGAACAGAUACAUCAUCCUCAGGAAGUUCAACCAGGGCGUUUCAGCUGAGACCAAGAAACAGACGUGGUUCGAGAUCACGAAUCAGAUCAACGGCCUGGGAGAGAAUCACCGAGAGGUGCGUCAGAUCAUGAAGAAGUGGGCGGACCUCAAAUGUGACGGGAAGCGGCGCAUCGCCAUGAACCGGAGCCCGAACCUGAGGAAGAAGAACCUGGGCCCCGUGGAGAAGAUGGUGCACAAGAUCCUGCUGAUGAGUCCCAGUGGGGAAUGUGACAGUGACCAGGAGCCUGACGAUGACGAGGAGCUGUCGAAGCUUUACUCUAAAGGUCUGACGUCCAAUUACUCCUACCUGGGUCUGACGGACAGCUCGCACUCGUUACCUGGAGGAGCCUCCUACGACAUGUCUCCUCUGUCCUCACCGGAGAAGGAACCUGGAGAUCCCUUCCAUUCCUCCUCCGACUUCGACGUGGAGCUGGGAGACGAUGGAGAACGAACGAUGGACUUUGAUGAGAACGAGGACUCCCUGUUCUCCUCGGCUCCCGCCUCCCUCCCGGCGCCCACCCCCCCCGCCUCUCUGGACCCCCUCCCUGACAACGCCCUGCUGAGGGUCAAGCCCGUCCACACCUACUCCCGGAGCAGCCAGAACCACAUCCAGAACCACAACUACUCCAGACCGAUGCCGGGUCCCUCCUCCUCCUCCGCGGCCUCCACCUCCUCCGGUUUCCCUUCAGCAUCUGACUCCAAGGCCGCCGCUGCACCUCCUUCCUCGCAGUCUCCUACGAGCUCCAAUGUGACUGGCUCCUCCCUCCCCAGGCCCCCCCCGGCUUCCUCCGCCAAUGACUCUACCUCUGACCUUGCCUCAUCCUCCAUCCUCCCACCUUCCGCUCCUCCUCCCGCUCCCUCCGCUGCAGUCUCCUCCUCCUCCUCCGCUGCUCCUUCCUCCUCGGUCCACCGCGGCUCAGGCUCGAACCCGUGUGACCCUCUGCCGGCCGGGGCGUCCUCCCGCCGCGUGCAGGACAGCGUGGGCCAGAUGGCCACGCAGAGCCUGCAGCAGCAGCGGGCCAGCCGGAUGCUGCUGACCUCCAUGUCCCAGUCCCUGGAGAUGCUGGCCCAGUCCGUCCAGCUGCUGGUGGAGAGCCAGCAGGAGUUCGUGCAGGAGUCUCUGCUCCUGCAGAGGGAGACGGUGGACGUCCUGAGGGACUUCUCCAACACGGCGUUGACCAUGCUGAGGGACAAAGGCAGCAGCGGACUCCAUCUGGACCCGCCUCCUCGCUUCUGAAACACGCAGAGGAACAGACUAUGAAGCUUUUCAGGAGCGAAACCCGAGAAGCGCCCGAGCCGAGGGCUGAACAUCGUUCCUUCGUGUUGCUGCUGGUUGAGAUGAGCAGCUGCUGAAACCCCCCCGAGCGCCGGACGGGUCGGUGCUGGAACAUGGAGACACAACUGAUAUCAGUGGGUGUAAAUGAAACAUCAUCAUCAAGGUCAAUAUUAUUUUAUUUACUGAACGUGUCUGAUUAACUGGGGAACUCAUGAAUUCACUCCACAGGCUACAAGGAGCAAAACCAUUUAAAGACCAACCUCGAUGGUUUAUAUGAAAAGUGACUUUAAUCUCGAUCAGGGAAAAACUAAAACGUGUCUCUGUCGUCUCCCAGAACGAACGAUGGACUUUGAUGAGAAUGAGGACUCCCUGUUCGAUGAGUUUAUAGCUGAAGUUUGACUCCAGCUACAGGAGCCAACACGGAGCAUUUCAACUGUAAAGUUUAACGCAGGAAAUUCACUGUAAAAAGGACGAAAUGACACCGAGAUGAACGGAGAUAAAUCGAGCGACGGAUGAAUCAAGUCUUUCAUCGAACAUUUUACAUUUACAGUUUGAUGCAGUGUGUUCUUCCUGCUCGUUGAGACACUCUGUCUCCGACACGAAUUAAACAUUUAAUUAAACAGAUAACAAAUCUUUGGUUCAGAGUUCCUGAGCCUAAGUCGUUUUGUAGAAAUGAAUUUUGGUUGAUGAGCGAUCAGGAGAUGAUUUAAAAUAAAAUAUUCCUCAGAGCAGAAAUCUUCUAUUAUGCAGCAAAUGGAAGGAUGAUAUUAAACGGACAUUUUAAAGCAGGUGUGGUUAAAACCUGCUGCCGGAUGAUUGACCAACGAACGAGGUGGAAACAAGAAUCUUUGGAUUUUUUAAGGUAGAUUUAAUGUAGAAUAUGAUGGAGCCACUUCCUGCAGGAAACUGUCCGACCUCUUCCCCUCAUCAAACUUCUGAUUCGUGAGCGUCUGACCAAUAAAGAAACAAGUGAACGUGUUUUAAUGAAGUUCUGCUGUGUCAUCAUUCACAUGGAGACGAUGUGCUGCUGACCUUUGACCUCUGCUUUGCCUCCUGAGCUGUUUGCAGAUGAACUGUCACACGAGGAGGUUUCCUACAAACAGACCCUGACAAUAAAGGUUUUAUUAAAUAAAAACA